CUGCGGUCACAUGAUAAGAGCGGGAAGUUCCGUGGCAGUGUGUUUGUGAGCGGGCUGGAGGAGACGCUCCGGACUCUCAGCACCGGAAAGCGCGCGCUGCUUGCGUUGGGACCCGUUUAUUAGAAGGCGGAAGUGCGGAGUGUGUGCGGGAUGAAGGCGGUUGUGUUGUGUUUGGCGGCGUGUUGCUGCUUCGGCGUGUCUGUGGCUGACACUCCCGCUAACUGCACUUAUGAGGAGCUGCUGGGCUCCUGGGUGUUCCAGCUCUCUAAAGUGGGCCAGGACAAGAACAUCGACUGCUCCACUGCCGGUCCGACAGUGAGGUCAGUGAGUGUGCAUCUACAGAAGCUCUCUCAGGCUGUGGAUGACCUUGGAAAUACUGGCUUCUUCACCAUCAUCUACAACCAGGGCUUUGAGGUGGUGCUCAAUGACUACAAGUGGUUUGGCUUCUUCAAGUAUUCCCAGGAGGGCUCGGUAGUCAAGAGUUACUGUGAUCAGACGCUUCCUGGUUGGGUUCAUGACGUUGUGGGGAACAACUGGGCCUGUUUCACUGGGAAGAAAAUUCAACCUUUGCCUCCUAAAACCAACUACGUUUCUGCACCUGCCCCGUUCCUGCGGCUUUAUAAGAAUGACCUGAGCUUCGUGGAGCGCAUUAACACAGUACAGAGCUCAUGGAAAGCCAAGGCCUACAGAGAGCACGAGACGGCCACCAUCCAAGAGUUACUGCGGAGAGCCGGAGGGCACAAGUCUCUCAUCCCACGGCGUCUCAACUCCGCCCCGGUCUCCCCAGAGCUUCGUAAGAUGGCUGCCGGUCUUCCAGAGCAGUGGGACUGGAGGAAUGUGAAUGGAGUCAAUUACGUCAGUCCAGUACGCAAUCAAGAGUCGUGCGGUAGCUGCUACUCCUUUGCAACGAUGGGGAUGCUGGAGUCACGAAUCAGAGUCCAGACCAACAACACGCAGCAGCCCAUCUUCAGCCCUCAGCAGGUUGUCUCCUGCUCACAGUACUCCCAAGGUUGCGAUGGCGGUUUCCCGUACCUGAUCGGGAAGUAUGUGCAGGACUUUGGCAUCGUCGAGGAGAAGUGCUUCCCUUACAUCGGGAAAGAUUCUCCGUGCUCCGUCUCAUCCGACUGUCCUCGCAGUUAUGCCUCCAAGUACCAUUACGUAGGCGGCUUCUACGGCGGGUGCAAUGAGGCGGCCAUGAUGAUCGAGCUGGUGAGGGAUGGCCCGAUGGGCGUGGCCUUCGAGGUCUAUCCUGACUUCGUUCACUACAAAGGGGGCAUCUACCAUCACACAGGCCUGCGUGACUCGAUCAACCCUUUUGAGCUGACCAAUCACGCGGUGCUGCUGGUGGGCUAUGGGCGGGACCAGGAGACAGGCGAGAAGUACUGGAUCGUGAAGAAUAGCUGGGGAGCCGAGUGGGGCGAAGAUGGCUACUUCCGCAUCCGGCGUGGGACUGACGAGUGCGCCAUAGAGAGCAUCGCUGUGGCAGUCAAGCCUGUCGCUCAGCUCUGAUGUCACUUCCUGUUUGGUUUGGUGUUGAAGAGCAUCUUUGUGUGUCUGCCUUUGCUAUGAUUCUCUGUAAACUGCCCACUUGAGAUUUGUAAAGGGAAGUUUAAGAAAAGCUGCUGGUGAUCCGACAUGGUUGUGUCCUAAAUAUUUCUUUGGUUGACAAAGUGCACUAUAUAUUACAUGAUUGCGUUUACAUUGGCUACCGUUAUGAGGUACAGCACCAUUCAAAAGUUUGUACACCCCUUCUAAUUCAUACUUGUUAAAUGAGUCACUUUGUAUCUUAAUGAUUGGUUCUUGCUGUAUUCUGGAAUGGAGCUGUUUACUGUUUGAGCUCUCAUUCAGAAGGCAAGAAACUCCUCCACUGACUUUGAGACACCUGUUUAAUUGAAAAGCAUUCCAGGUGCCUCCCUUAUGGAGCUGGUUAAGAUGAUGCCAGUAGUCUACAGAGCGUCAAGGGAAAUGCUGGCUACACCGAAUCUAAAAUAUGAAACAUUUUUCCAUGUUCUGUCAGUAUUGCUCAGGAAAUGGCCAAAAUGGGGGGGUAGACAACCCAUGAUCGUAGGGGUGUCCGAACUUUUGACACUACCUUUUGUGCAGUAUCAAGUCAAGAACGUCAGAAAUUUUAAAAUUCACCGUCCAUUCGUAGCCAGUCAGAUGUUUUAAAUAAUGCUGUAGUAACUAUAAUGGUUUUAUAUAAAACUUGGCUAUUCGGUUCACUUCACUGUGGUGCCUUCAAUAAUCUGAGCUUUAUUAGGGAAAAGGGAUUAUUUUCCUCUUGUGCAUUAGCAAAAGCUGCUAGCAUGUUUUUCAUUGUUCAUGUCUGUCCCAAUCCAUUUUCUCACGACUUCAGAUUAAUAACUGAUCCUUGUUCUUGCAGAUUUAAAUGGUGGCUUAAAAGGGAACCAGUGUUAGGUUUUUGGUAGUUUUUCUCAGGUGUUGCAUACAAAUCAGUCGUUAAACAUGCGUACCAGUAUUUCAGUUAAAUUGUCGUCAUGAUGUGGCUAAAGUGUUAAUGAAUUUUUUUUUUAAAUGUAUCUGAUCAGUUUUAUGCAAAAUCUUUCUAAUGUUCAAUAAAGGUUGCUUUUAAAUA
Neoarius graeffei (lesser salmon catfish) is the source of this 2596-nucleotide messenger RNA. It is a transcript of the gene ctsc, whose product is annotated as cathepsin C. The record is from RefSeq and is a predicted model, not a curated record. Lineage: Eukaryota; Metazoa; Chordata; Actinopteri; Siluriformes; Ariidae. Bases 151 to 1509 code for a protein of 452 amino acids. The transcript has 7 exons. Gene Ontology annotation, cellular component: lysosome. Gene Ontology annotation, molecular function: cysteine-type endopeptidase activity.